Molecule: messenger RNA, 3026 nt
Organism: Laetiporus sulphureus 93-53
Lineage: Eukaryota; Fungi; Basidiomycota; Agaricomycetes; Polyporales; Laetiporaceae
Product: kinase-like protein
Exons: 8
Coding region: 232-2817 (861 amino acids)
Biological process (GO): chromosome segregation; protein phosphorylation
Cellular component (GO): centrosome; nucleus; cytoplasm
Molecular function (GO): ATP binding; protein kinase activity
Source: RefSeq, a predicted model, not a curated record
GCGGCGGAUUUCAGCGAGGAGCGAGAUGAGCUCGCGCGCGUCUUGCGCGUCGCAGCUAAAUGAAACGCGAAAACACGCUCACGUGAUCUACGCGUGACACGCUCUGUUCGACUUGGUCCGAGACAGAACCUUGGCGCUCGUCGUUGCUGUACCGCUCCAGUCGCUCUCCGACUAUCUCCUCCUCAUCCAUUCCCUUCGGCUUCGCUUGUAGCUGCUUUAUUCCCUUCUGCCAUGUCUUCACCACUGGACCUGUACGAGCCUCUCGACGUCAUUGGCACAGGGUCCUUCGGUAUCAUCAGAAAGGUUCGACGAAAAUCGGACGGCGUGAUAUUUGCACGCAAGGAACUCAACUUUGAGCGCAUGUCAGAGCGUGACCGCAAGCAGAUCGUCUCAGAAGUGAACAUCCUCAAAGACCUCCACCACGAACACAUCGUUCGCUACCAUGAUAGGCAUGUCGAUCGCGAUGCAGGGAUUCUUUACAUUCUCAUGGAGUACUGCGGUGGCGGCGACCUCUCGAGCAUCAUCAAGCAGGCACAGCGGUAUAAUCGGCCGGUACCGGAGGACACCAUUUGGAACUACUUCAUGCAGAUUCUGCUUGCACUCAACCAUUGUCACCAUCCGAAUAACCCGACAAGGGCUGGGGGCUCUGGAGAGGCGGAUGGGAAGGAGAAGAGGCCGCAGAUUCUGCAUCGUGAUUUGAAGCCGGACAAUGUAUUCUUGGACGAAAACAACACGGUGAAACUAGGCGACUUCGGCUUGUCCAAGGCGCUCGCGCAGGCUAGCUUUGCCAAUACCUACGUCGGAACACCAUACUACAUGUCGCCGGAACUCAUGCAAGAGAAGGCAUAUGACUCAAAGUCGGACAUCUGGUCCCUCGGCUGUCUCAUCUAUGAACUAUGUGCACUCAAACCGCCAUUCCACGAAGCCAAGACACACGCGGAGCUUAGCAUACUCAUCAGGAACGGAAGGAUACCACCAUUACCGAAAGGGUACAGUAAUGCACUCGCAAGCGUCAUCAAGUCUAUGCUGAACCUUAACCCCGCAAUGCGCCCGUCAGCAGCACAACUUCUAGGACAUGAACGGCUGGAGCUUGCAUUCAAAGUCGCUGAGACUCAGAAGCUGCUCAACCAAGUCAAGGCACACAAGGCCAAUCUCAUUAACCGAGAGCGUGAUCUCGUCGCGCGAGAAGCAGCAGCUGCCGAACGCGAACGCGCGCUAACUGCUACCGUAGCCGCGAAGGACGAGCAGAUCGUGUCUCUUCGCGGGCUCGCUGUCUCAGCAGAGAACAUGCUGCAAGUACGUGUGAGGGAAGCGGUCGCGAAGCGCGAUGAGGAGCUGCGUGUGUUAGUCCUCAAGCAGGAGCAGGAGGUGGCAGCACGCAUGGCGAGGCGAGAAGAGGAGAUUAUGGAAGCGGUGCGGCGGCGCGAAGAGGACAUUGCGCGGAUGUGGUCUGAUUGGGAGACGAAAACCCGUGAGGCGAUGACCCGGGCGAUCGAGGAGAGGAUGGAGUGGGUCAGAAGUCAGGCGGGUGAGCUCGACCAGGAACGUGAGCGCCUGGACGAGGUGCGCGCAGAGCUGGAGGAGAAGAUGGCGUCACUGGAGGCAGCGGAAAAAAAGGGUACUGCUAGCGACACUUCAUACACCGCUGGGAGAUUCAACCAUGCUGACGCAGAACCGACUGUAGGUGCGAGCAUGAACGCUAAGGUGAAGACGCCACUCGAGGAGGUGAAGAACAUCCUUGCGCCGCUCGCGCGCCUGGCGGACUCGCCUGAUCGCACGCCCGUGCGACCAUCACAGUUCUGCAAGCCGCUCGUUUUCGAAACGCCGCGCCCGGGGACAUUGGACUCGUUGUACUCGUUUUCGUCAGAUGCAGAUCCGCCAUCGGCAAUGAAGGGCGUGAUCCUGACUGCGACUGGGGAGCCUGUGGCGACGCCGAGGCCAUCGGAGCUCGCGAAACUCUUCGUGGACACGCCGCGGGUAGGGCUGAACUUUACUAAGAUCUUUGAUUGCGAGGAAGGCGAGAGCGUAUCGGAGGAUGGAUACGAAACGGACACGCUGCCGCCGGCCAAGAGGCGGACGAGCCUGGGUACGGGCGCGAGCCUGCACUCGGAAGAGAUGCAGACGCCUCAGCCGCAGACGACAGUCAAGGCGAACAGGAUGCGACGUCCGUCGCUACAGAGAGCAUCCUCCGGACGGCUCUCGCUGGACAACCCGAUCAAAGCGCCGAUAUUCGAUCAAGGGCCACGACGGACUUCGCUCGACCGUACUGCACGGCGAACGUCAUUGGACCGCACUCCGACUGUAGCAUCACGAAGCAAAGGCCUGAGGCCGUCUGCGUCUGCAUCAUCGGUAUCGUCUGUAGCCUCGACGAUCUCGACGGCGAGUUCCACUGUGUCUUCAGCGACGUCGACAGCCACCGCGCCUGCGAGUAUCCCAACACGGCCAGCUGCAUGCUAUGACCUCUCGGACGAGGAAAAUCUUCCGAGUCCGUUCCUGAAGCGGAGAGAGCGACAAGCGUACGCCCGUACAAUCUCUGCGCCGAUUCCGUCACGUCUGCCACCUGCCACGAGCCAGCCAAAUGCCACUCGCAAUGCUGUCGCGCGGAAGAAUGGCGCGACGCUGCGCACGAUGGCAGUGGUCAAUGCUGCGAAUGCGGUGAAUACGCCCCGGGCGACGAGGACGGUGCCUGCGGCGGGCAGGAUGGCGAAUAGGACUACGUCGACCGGGUCGUUACCUGUGCGUGGGACGGUGAGACCGUCAAUUGCCAAAGCGCAUCAAGCGAGCGAACAGGCGAAAAGGGUACUGCUCCGGUCUUGAAUUCUUCGGCGGUUUGUCUCGCGCUGUGAUGAGAUUGGGUCGCGGAGACGGAACUAUACAUUCUACAUUGUUUAUCGUGUUUUUAUCGCGCAUUCUACCUUGGGGACAGAUCCGGUUGACACGUUGUCCACUUAGCAUAACUCUUUAUGUUGACAUAGUUCGGAACAAAUAAUCCAGCCACUGGUCGGGCUUGCCAGUUUUCGCUUGCG